Melozone crissalis (California towhee) is the source of this 3843-nucleotide messenger RNA. It is a transcript of the gene RSBN1L, whose product is annotated as round spermatid basic protein 1 like. Bases 7 to 2565 code for a protein of 852 amino acids. NCBI's taxonomy places the organism in Eukaryota, Metazoa, Chordata, Aves, Passeriformes, Passerellidae. The transcript has 8 exons. Gene Ontology annotation, cellular component: nucleus. The record is from RefSeq and is a predicted model, not a curated record.
CCCAAGAUGGCGGAGCCGCCCAGUCCGGGUCGUGGCGCGGCGCCCCCCGAGCAGGAGCUGCUCGGCGCCAGGACGGCCCCGGACGCGAAAGGUUCCCGCGGAUCCCAGCCGGCCGCCAAGAAGGUGAAGGGAGCCGAGGAGCGGAGCUUGAAGGGCGCUAAGCGCGUCAACGGUGAAGGGGGCGGCGGUGGCGGGAGCGCCAAGCAGCCGCUGCCCGCGGUCGUGCCCGGCUACAGCGGCCCCGGGCCAUGGGGCUUCGCCGCGCUGCCCUCGGGCCCCUCGGCGGCCGCGGGGGGCUUUGCGUUCCCUUCCCCGCUGUCCCGGAAGCUGCUGCCGCCCGCGGUGCUGCUGCCGCCGUCCGCCUCCCCCUCCUCGUCCCAUCCGCAGCACCAGCACCGCCACCACCGGCACCGCCCGGCGCUGGCGGCCGAGGCGGGAGGCGGCGGCGGCAGCGCCAAGCCCAAGAGACCCAAGGAGAAGCGGGACAAGGAGAGGAGGAAGCACGGGGCGCUGCCCGUUGUGGCGGCGGCGGGAGAUGGCGGCGGGGCCCUGAGCCGGGAGGAGAACGGGGAGGUGAAGCUGCUGUUCCCCAAAGGUCAAAUCAAAGACAAAGUUAAAGAAAGGGAGAAGAAGCAAAAAGAAAAGAAGAAGCACAAACUAAUGAAUGAAAUCAAGAAAGAAAAUGGAGAGAUCAAAUUACUUCAGAAAGGUGGGAAGGAGAAACCAAAAACCAAUGCAGAAGAGCUACAGAUUAAAAAAGUUAAGAAGAAAAAGAAAAAGAAACAUAAAGAGAAUGAGAAGAGGAAGCGUCCAAAAAUGUACAGCAAAUCUAUUCAGACCAUCUGCUCAGGAUUGGUUUCUGACAUUGAGGAUCAGGAAGCCAAAGGCAUCAUGGAUGAUCAUCUUAAGGAUUUCAAUGGGAAAAAUAUGGAUCCCAAGAAGGACUGUGAGUCCAAGAUACCAGAGAACAGUGAGUUUCCAUUUGUCUCGUUAAAGGAGCCACGGGUUCAAAAUAAACUCAAAAGGUUGGACACAUUGGAGUUCAAACAGCUGAUUCAUAUUGAGCACCAGCCUAACGGAGGUGCAUCAGUUAUCCAUGCCUACAGUAAUGAACUCUCCCACUUGUCUCCUGUGGAGAUGGAGAGAUUUGCAGAAGAGUUUGUGGGUCUGGUUUUUAGUGAAAAUGAAAACUGUGCAGCUUACUAUGUAAUGGGUAUUGUUCAUGGGGCAGCUACUUAUUUACCUGACUUUUUAGACUACUUUUCGUUUAAUUUUCCCAAUUCACCAGUGAAAAUGGAGAUUUUGGGAAAGAAAGAUAUAGAGACAACGACUAUGUCAAAUUUUCAUGCUCAGGUAAAAAGAACAUACUCUCAUGGUACGUAUAGAGCUGGCCCAAUGAGACAGAUCAGCCUGGUUGGAGCAGUUGAUGAGGAAGUGGGGGAUUACUUCCCUGAAUUCCUUGAUAUGUUGGAAGAAUCACCCUUCUUAAAAUGUACACUGCCAUGGGGAACCCUUUCUAGUUUAAAAUUAGAGAGUCGUAAGGACAGUGAUGAUGGUCCCAUCAUGUGGGUACGGCCAGGAGAGCAGAUGAUCCCUGUGGCUGACAUGCCAAAGUCACCUUUCAAAAGGAAGAGAACUACCAAUGAAAUCAAAAACUUGCAGUACCUACCUCGAACCAGUGAGCCCCGUGAGAUGCUCUUUGAGGACCGGACGCGAGCCCACGCGGAUCACAUAGGACAAGGCUUUGAGCGACAGACCACGGCUGCUGUGGGGGUGUUGAAGGCUGUGCACUGUGGGGAGUGGUGUGAGCAGCCUCGUAUAACCAAAGAUGUAAUUUGUUUUCAUGCUGAGGACUUCUUGGAGGUAGUUCAGCGAAUGCAGUUAGAUUUGCAUGAGCCUCCACUCUCACAGUGUGUCCAGUGGGUUGAUGAUGCAAAGCUUAAUCAGCUGCGAAGGGAAGGCAUUCGCUAUGCCAGGAUCCAGUUAUUCGAUAAUGACAUUUAUUUCAUCCCGAGGAAUGUCGUGCACCAGUUCAAAACAGUCUCAGCUGUGUGUAGUUUGGCUUGGCACAUCCGGCUCAAGCUCUAUCAUUCAGAGGAAGAACUCUCUCAAAACACAAAUCCUGUUGAAGCAGGGACCUCUGCAGACCCCAAGUCUUCGGUUGUUGGACUUCAGACUGACAGAGUUUGUACGGUGAGCAAAGAGACCUCCGAAGACACCAAAUUUGCAGAUGCUCUGCAGACCAAGUACCUGCAGCAGGAGUUUGUGCCCAUAAAACGUGAACCUCUUGCAUCCCUCAGAGUAAAAGAAGAGCCCAUGAAUGUUGAUGUUGCUGAAAAGACAGUGACGCCCAAUGACGUCGGGGGACAGAAUGUUCAGGCUAGGCUGGGUCACGCCGAGUUGACAUCACUAAAGUUGGAAAUGGAUUCUAAAUUUGAAACCGGCAACAAGGACUUACAAGGCAAGUUGUGCUCUGGAGGUCACGUACAUCCAGAUGAUACAAGACAGCCUAGCUCGUCAUAUCCAAAAUUGCACGGACAAAGAGAGGAUGAUUUUUUGUGCUAAAUUUGUAUAUAUGGUUUUAAAUUCCUUUUUAAACUUAAUGAUGUAAUAAUGUAAAGAUCAUAAAUUGUGAGGCAAGUUUGUGACUUGUCUUCGCAUCUGUUACAGAAAAUAGUUAUGUAGCUUUGUAACAUUCCUCAGUGCCUGUCCAUAACUGUGAAGUAUCAAAGCACUUAGGGCCAGAUGCACUGUAAACACUGCAGGUUUAACAUAAAGAAGUCUUUAAAUAAUUUUGAGUUGUAGGUUUUAGAGUAGAGCUGACAUUUAACAUAUAUAUUUUUUGUAAGAUGAGCCAGAAUUCUUUUUGACAAUUCCAGGCUUUUCCAUAGAGCUUAUUUAUACCAAUUUUUUCAUUUUAAAUGUGUCAGCACUGUAGUGUAAAUAUCUUUUUUAAGAAUCUUUUUAGUGUGAUUUAUACUGAAAUGUGAGCCGCUUAAUAAAGGUUCAUAAUAACAGAUUGGUUUUAUUUUUGGGUCUGCAAAAAAUAAUUCAGUUCAACUGCCUCUCUUAGUGGUUAUGUUUCUACCUGCCACUAAUGCAUAGGAUGCCCUUAUGCCUUGAGGGUGAGGAGCUGUAGCAAACUGAGGUAGAGCUGAGGCAUCUCUGUAAAUGCAGAUUAGUCAGAAGGCAGAAUCAGUCCUCCCUUGACACAGUUCCUUAUUCCAGGCACUCCCCAAACUCCUGCUGUCAGAUACUCAUGAGGAACAGGGAGUCAGACUGGCUGUUUGGAGGGCACUUGGACACACAGUGGGCUCCAGGAGUGCUGCCAGUGCCUGCCUGCAUCUCUCUAGAUGAGCAGGUGCAAGGGAGCAAACUCUCCUGGGCUUUGCCUCUUGGCCCAGCUCAGGGCACAGUUCAGACAGUUCCACUUCCCAUUAAAAAGAAACAAAACAAAAACCAACCAAAAAACCAACAAACCCACAAAACAAGCCAAAAAAGCGACCACUCCCUCAAAUCUGUUAUCUGACUGCAAUUAAAAGAAUAUUUAAGUCAUUACUUACCAAGCUAAAAUUUCCUCAACUUUGGCAGUGACGUGUAAUUCACAGAGACAUACUGGAUUUGAAUUGUCCCUGUGCUGACAGUGCCAGGCAGUAAAGAGGCUGUGUUGCCAAUAUGUGUAGUGGGAAGGCUCCUCAUGAGUCACAGUUUGGAAGCAAGACGUGUUUCAUUAAGGAAAUAACAGCAGUGUCCAAGUUAACUGUUCUCUUUCCCUAUCUAUGGAACACUUGGAUUCUUUUAGGUUGUGUUCUGAGGGAAAAGAAUUUCAAGGCUAGCUAGCAU